GCAACACAUUUCUAUAUUCUCCACGUCUUCAAGCUGCCCUCGACUCGAUACCAUCACGGAAGAGCCCCCACUAGCAGACACGGGACUGGAGAGUCGUGAAAGAUCGCGUCAAUGGAGGCCGCCAAUCUUCUCACCACUGUUCAUCAUAAUACUAAACAGCCUCCAGGCUGACUCUGAUUGUGAUUCUCAACCGAGCGCUAUGAUUAGUCGGGUGGUAUAAAUAUCUAUUAUACUAGUAAGUACACCCACUUCCUUCCCUCCCCAUAACUGCGUUGACGUGCACUUCGGUUAAUAUCAGAAAUGCGUCUCGCUGCAGCCUUCUCAUUGCAUACAGACCUGCGUCUUUGCAUUAUGGUCGGCUUCUGGCCCACUGUUCUGGCAAUCUGGCAUACUCCAUCUCUGCUCUUCCGACCAAUUGAAAUCUCCCGCAUUUUCAUGUCCUGUGUAUGGGAUAGCUAUAGUAAUAUGGUCGACGAGGGUGGGAAGGACGUCAAAAAGGGACUCAUCACCCCGCACGCCUAUGGCUUUGUGCUCGACCUUGGUGCAGGUCAUGGCCACACCGUUAACUACCUCGAACGUUCUCGUGUUACAAAAUAUAUCGCUGUAGAGCCUAACGUGCAUAUGCAUGCCCGGCUGCGCAGCACCGCCUUUGCUGCCGGGUACAGCGAAGAAGCUGGAACACUUCUCAUCCUCACCUGCGGUGCUGAAGACAUCUCUACCAUCCUUUUAUCACUUCCCUCGCCACACCCACCUAUCGAUACACUCAUCUCUGUACUCACUAUCUGCUCCAUCCCCUCACCACAAUCCACCAUAGCUGCAUUGAUAACCGAGGUGCUAAAACCUGGGGGACAAAUGUUGUUCUAUGAACACGUGCUUAGUGAUAGGAAGGAUGUCGUGUGGUGGCAGCGUUUUUGGACACCAUUAUGGAGCACCAUGUUCGAUGGAUGUCGUAUGGACCGCCCGUCUCAUCGGUGGAUCGAGGAUGUAGGGGGAUGGGAAGGGGAGACUGAUGAGAAUCUGUUUUGGCAUCGAGUGGGGAGAUUGGUUAAGGCAUGA
Molecule: messenger RNA, 1056 nt
Organism: Suillus paluster
Lineage: Eukaryota; Fungi; Basidiomycota; Agaricomycetes; Boletales; Suillaceae
Exons: 4
Coding region: 301-1056 (251 amino acids)
Source: RefSeq, a predicted model, not a curated record